UGGUUGCCUCCCACACGCCUCCCGACCGGGGCCAGGGCAGCCCUGGCACAAAGUCCUUUAGGUCAGUUCCCCAAGUGUGGUCCCAGGGAGCUGGUGGGCAAUGCAAAUCCUCAGGCUCCACCCCAGCUUUUCUAAUCUGACGCUCUGGGGACGGGACCCCGUCAUCUGCCUGGAGCAAGCCCCCUACCCCCGGAAGAUGCUGAUGCAAGAUCCAGGUUGCGACCCACGGCCCUCGCUCCUCCGAGAAAGCCCCCGGGACACGGGCCGCGUUGUCACUUCCCCGCCACAGGCCCGGACCCCGGAGGCACCGGCGGUAAGAACCUGCCGAAUAGCGACGACAGCGACAGCACUCAGUGGUUCUCAACCUUCUGGCCCUUUAAAUACAGUUCCUCCUGUUAUGACCGUGGGAGGUGCCUUGAAGAAGAGUCUCACAGCUGAGCAGGUCCGAGCUGAUUUCAUAACUCUGGGUCUUAGUGAAGAGAAAGCCACUUACUUUUCUGAAAAGUGGAAGCAGAAUGCCCCCACUCUUGCUCGAUGGGCCAUAGGUCAGACUCUGAUGAUUAACCAGCUUAUAGAUAUGGAGUGGAAAUUUGGAGUGACUUCUGGCAGCAGUGAACUGGAAAAAGUGGGAAGUAUUUUUCUACAAUUAAAGUUGGUGCUUAAAAAAGGAAAUCAAACUGAAAAUUUAUAUAUAGAGUUAACCUUGCCUCAGUUCUACAGCUUCCUGCAUGAGAUGGAGCGAGUCAGAACCAGCAUGGAGUGUUUCAGCUGAUUUCUGUCCCCCUGCAUCUCCACCUUUGCCCUCCCCUGCUGCCUCCGCUUCUGUGGGUGACUGCUCUGAGAAGCACCUCACUCAGGCCAGUGGGGCACUGAUUAGGCCCUCCUUGCUUCUUGGGAGCCCAGGUGCAAAGGCUUCUGAAAAACAACAGGAUUAAGUACUUAAAGAGCCCUACACAAUUACUCUGUAAACUCUUUGUUAAGGGAACCUCCACCACCUAUCACCCAGGACACUUGUUUGAUAUUCAAACAGGCUAGCAUCUGAGAUUCAGGGAGGAAAUAAAUGAGCUCCCUCCCCAUCAAAGUUCCAGAGUAAACAAAAGGUGCCAUCACUGAAGAUCCAGGCUGAUCAUCCUGUAUUUCUGUUCUUUCUCCCUAAAAAAGCAAGGGCUCGUUUAUGGCUGAGGAAGAGGCUGGCUCUGUGAAUGACACGUUAGGAAUCCCCAACAAGAUUUUUACACUCUGUGGUUUUGGUGAUGGUGCACUGCUAAUCAGUUUUUUGGUGUUUUUUUUCUUCAUUGUUGGAAGUAUUACAUAUGUUGCUAAUCCGUUUUUAAUAGGGCAACUAUGUACAGAUACAUGUUUGGCCUACUCUGAAAAGAACGGAGGCAAGACUAUCUUCAUUUCUGGUUUUCCCUAUUGUGUUGUAAUGAAGCAGGCCUUUUUUGAGGCUGUUACAGCUUGUUUUGGUUCAAGCUGACCACCAUUGUUGGUUAGAUGAUUAAUAAAAAAGAUUGCAAAGAAAA
Molecule: messenger RNA, 1523 nt
Organism: Myotis lucifugus (little brown bat)
Lineage: Eukaryota; Metazoa; Chordata; Mammalia; Chiroptera; Vespertilionidae
Gene: COMMD7
Product: COMM domain containing 7
Exons: 8
Coding region: 101-772 (223 amino acids)
Biological process (GO): tumor necrosis factor-mediated signaling pathway; negative regulation of DNA-templated transcription
Molecular function (GO): NF-kappaB binding
Source: RefSeq, a predicted model, not a curated record